AUGAUCAUUGAAAACGAAGUGACAUUCAAUCGUUUUGAUCACAAAGAUACCACAUUUAGCUUACUUAUAAAAUCAACUAUUACAUUUACGACAAUCGUUCUCGUUGGUCUCGUGUUUUAUUACCACCGAAUUGAUUUAAGUCUCUAUUGUGUGGAUAAUUCAAUCGAUGAUUGGCGUAUUGCAUUAACACGUACAAAAAUACUCUCAAUNGGUAUUUUCUUAAUGAUCAUUGAAAACGAAGUGACAUUCAAUCGUUUUGAUCACAAAGAUACCACAUUUAGCUUACUUAUAAAAUCAACUAUUACAUUUACGACAAUCGUUCUCGUUGGUCUCGUGUUUUAUUACCACCGAAUUGAUUUAAGUCUCUAUUGUGUGGAUAAUUCAAUCGAUGAUUGGCGUAUUGCAUUAACACGUACAAAAAUACUCUCAAUUAUCUUCGAAGCCUUUGUUUGCAUGAUCCAUCCAAUCCCAGGACAUUUUCUUGUCGAAUGGAGUUCACAAUAUGUGAAAAAAGUGGGAACGAACACCAAUUUUAUCAAUCCGUAUCGUUCCACCCAACUGCACACGUUAACUUCUUCAACAGCAUUCAAUUCUACUCCAGUAACAACAACAACACAAAUGACGACAUCAACAAUCAACACCAACGACGAACCACAAGCAUUUGUACCGAUCGAUGUGAUGUUGAGUUUACCAAUGUUUUGUCGGUUGUAUCUAAUCGCUCGAUUUAUAAUGCUUCAUUCCCAUUUGGUUCGUGAUGCCUCGUCUCAAUCACUUGGUUAUCUCAAUCGCGUUUCAUUCAAUUUCCCUUUCGUUAUUAAAUCGUAUAUUCAACAACGACCCGCGCUUUGCUUAACGACCUUCUGUUUCUCUAUCUUCUUCAUCGCCAGUUGGUCAAUGCGUGCAUGUGAUUACAACGUGAAAACCGGACACAUGCCAAUGUUAGACGCCACAUGGUUAUUCAUCAUAUCGUUUACAACGAUCGGCUACGGUGAUAUCGUGCCAUCAACAUACUGUGGGCGAGGUAAAAUUAAGCUUGAAAAAUCGAGUUUAUGUCUUUGUAGAAAGAAUAAAAGAAGGUAUCGCGGCGAUCACUGGGAUUAUUGGCGUAUUUUCAACAGCUUUACUUGUCGCUGUUAUAUCUCAAAAGCUCGAGUUGACACGAUCGGAGAAAUAUGUUCACAACUUUGUUGCGAGCAUCGAAUUAGCCAAAGCGCACAAAAACCAAUCGGCCAACGUCGUCAAUAUAUACAAGCGCAACGAAAGUUAUUAACGUCGAUAUAUUGGGCUAGAAAAAUCAAACAACAACAACGUAAAUUAGCUGAUAACUAUGUGAGUCUUUUGGAGGUUUUCAAUGUUCAACGUAGUACAAAUCAAACGACAGAUGAAACAGCACAACGAGUGAUCUCGAUGGAAAGAAAAGUGGAGAAGAUGGAAGAUAGAAUUAUCGAAAUCAAUCAAGGAAUGAUCACCUUACAAGAUAAACUCAAUAUCUUGUUGGAUAGAACAACACAAAGAUAA
Molecule: messenger RNA, 1518 nt
Organism: Adineta ricciae
Lineage: Eukaryota; Metazoa; Rotifera; Eurotatoria; Adinetida; Adinetidae
Source: the annotation of a GenBank genome assembly